Cynara cardunculus var. scolymus (artichoke) is the source of this 1910-nucleotide messenger RNA. RefSeq lists its product as uncharacterized. The record is from RefSeq and is a predicted model, not a curated record. Bases 180 to 1910 code for a protein of 576 amino acids. The transcript has 8 exons. Gene Ontology annotation, biological process: regulation of asymmetric cell division. Lineage: Eukaryota; Viridiplantae; Streptophyta; Magnoliopsida; Asterales; Asteraceae.
CAUGAAAUUUGCUUUAUCUAUGUUUACCUGUCGAUUGUCAUUUCUGAAGCAGUAACGUAGCCGGACGAGAGUUUAAUUUGGUUGAUUUGGUGUACAGGUGGCGUCUCCUAUUGCAAGGUAGCGAAUGUAUGUGUCACAGCUCUUGCGAAUUCUCCAAACUUAUCCAACGCAUGUGAAUAAUGAAAUCCGAUGAACUGAAGGAAGCCAUGAAAGAGAGUCCUAAAAGAUAUACAAAUCCUUUUUUAUCAGACGAAGAGAAUGAAAAAGUCAACUUCUGGAACAAUCAAGAACUUGAAUGUUCAAAUAUCGAGGAUGAUUUGACCAAUAAUUGUGACGAUGAAAAGUUUAGAUCUUUAGCACCAUGUAAUCUUCCUUCAGAAUUUUUCGAGAAAGAAACCGACUUUUACACAGAUAAAAAUGUCAUGGAAUGUGAGCUGCCUGAGUUGUUAGUAUGUUACAAAGAGAGUGCCUUCCAUGUUAAGGAUAUUUGUGUUGAUGAAGGAAUACCUCAUGGGGAAAGGAUUUUGUUUGAUGAGAAUAAUCAUGAAAUUCAUUGCAUCUCUUCUCCUGCUAACGAAGGUAAACAAGAUGAGAUAAUCGAGGAUAGUCUUCAUACUCAGUAUCUGAAGCCUGAAGGGUUGAGAUUUUCACAUAUGGAGGAUUAUUACAUGGAAUCUGAUUUGCCCGUUUUAGAACCUACAGAUGAUCAUAUGGAUGUUGGAGAUAAUCGUGAUGAAGUGAUUGAAAGGAAUCUUGAUAUUCAGCUUGUGAUGGGUGAAAAGAUAAGACCUUCGUCUAGCAAAGAUUCUUGCAUGAAAUCUGAUGCAUCUUCGGAGACCCAAGAAAUUGAUACUAAUUUGCCCGUCAGUGAGCCUGUCAAUGAUUAUAUAGAUACAGAGAUUGCAGUUCGAUGUUUCCAUAGUUCAGUACCAGAUAAAGAUUCCAAAGAUUGUGAGGAUGAUACUGCAAAAGAAUGUGGGCCCAAGGAAGAAGCUCUUGAUUCUAUUGUUCCAAAUGAGUUGAAAAAUACAUCUAAAGAUGAUAAUGGUGAUGAUGAUGGACCUUCUGAAUGUUCUCUUGAUGAGUUAAAAAUUUCUGCAGAAUCUGAUACUGUUCCAAAAGCCACUGACAAUUAUGGUCCAGAAAUCUCGACAGAGACUGGUGAAAAACAGAUUAAUUCAAGUGCCAAUUUAUUGGAUAACGCCUCUACAGAGCAAGUAGUUUCUAUUAGCGUGCCCUCAUUGCAACAAGAUGAACCACUGCCAUCCCUUCAAUUCCUUCUCGAUUCUGUCAAUCGCGCUCGUGAUAUUCAUCAACAGCCUUGUCAGAGUGCCGUAGAAGAGGUCUCGGAAAGGCCUGUUGUGGAAAAUGAAGCUGAAGAACCAGGCAGAAGUAUUCAGACAACCGAUAUUUCAAAUGAAAGCAUGAUGGAGGGAAAUAACGCUUUGAAUCUCAACAAUGGCAAACCAGCAACUAGUGGUGGUCUCCAUGGAGUUCAGAAUCCCGAAAAUGUUCAUGAACUUCCCAUUGAGGCGCAAGGUGCACCAAACCACCUGGAUGUGGCUUCAGAUAAUGUUGCAAUGGUAAACCCGGUGCAACGUGGUGAGGGAGAAUCAAGUUUCUCUGUUGCAGGUCCUGUUUCGGGACGAAUAACUUACUCUGGACCUAUAGCAUUUUCUGGCAGCGUCUCGAUUCGGUCAGAUAGCAGCACAACUAGCACCAGAUCCUUCGCCUUUCCCAUACUUCAGACGGAGUGGAACAGCAGCCCUGUAAGAAUGGCAAAAGCGGACCGAAGGCGGCUACAGAAGCAUCGUGGAUGGAGGCAUGGCAUUCUAUGCUUUUUCAUGACAACCAUUGAUGCUGCUGCUUCUCUCCAGAUUCAUCAGAUGCAAGCUUCUCAUGAUCAAUGA